GUUCCCGUGCGCAGGGAGCUCAGGCAGAAGCUAGGUAACUGUUAGCAUGACAGUUAGCUACAGACCGAAAACAAAAUGCACAUAUCUUCCGCCUGUCGAGUGCAUGCCCGAGAAGCCCGAUAAAUGCAUACGUGCAUUUGUGAUUUUUAUGGCCAUUUUUGGCAAAUGGAGCAGGAUUUUUACCUCUUUUACUAAGCCACAAAAUCGAUUUAGUCGGCCCUUGGACCCGCAACAUUUCAGCAAGAAGUGCAUUCAUUUGCAGAUGAGAGGAGAGAGUCAAAUGUUGUUUGGAGGAGUAACUAAUGCAUAGAAAAGUGGCCAUUUGCACGCCUCUGAUACCACUCAAAAGUGAAGGUGGUGGAUUCUCCUCCAGUUAUCCAUUGUCAACAUUCGAUCUCCACUUAGUCCUCCACUUUACAACCCUGUGCCUUCAGCAAUCAUCUUGACAGUUCUUCUGUAUCUUUGGCAGCCAUGGACUGGGCUACUCCUGCUGCCAAACUGAACUCAUACACCCGUGCCCGUGUGACAGAGGCCUGGCAGCAGCAUGCUGUCUCCCAAACUCAGGUGGUCCACACCAUCCCCCCAGGAGCUGAAAACUCACUGGGCUGUACUGUGUAUGGAAUUGUCCUGCAGCAAGAGUCCACACCUCUUCAGCAACAGCAGCAGACCCAGCUUGGACACACACAGCAUGGAGGCGGGCAGCACAGUCAGCAACACUCUGCCCAGGACCAGCAGAACACCCUGCAAGCUAGUACUGAGGGAGGACACAAGUGUGAGGCAUGUGGACAUGAUAUAUCCCACCUCAGCAAUCCCCAUGAGCACCAGUGCAUGGUAAGUCAGGAAAGGUCAUUUCAGUGCACUCAGUGCUUGAAAAUCUUCCACCAAGCAACAGACUUACUAGAGCACCAGUGUGUUCAAGUGGAACAGAAACCCUUUGUUUGCGGGUUGUGCAAGAUGGGCUUCUCCCUCCUCACAUCUCUAGCCCAUCACCACUCAUCCCACAACAGCACCCAUCCAAUGAAGUGUUCUAUAUGUGAGAAGACGUACCGGCCUGGUACUUCUAGCAGCAUGACCCCCAACUCCUCCUCGAACAAUGCCCAGCAGCCCAGUAGGGAUGGGGCAUCAGCCAGCAGCAACUCAUCCAUCCUACCUUUCCCCUCGGCCCGUGACCGCCCAUACAAGUGUUCCGUAUGUCAGAAGGGCUUCAAGCACCUGUCAGAACUCACACGGCAUGAGCGAGUGCACACUGGCGAGAAGCCUUUUAAAUGUGACACGUGUGACAAGGCCUUCAGCCAGUCCUCACACCUGCAACACCACCAGCGAACACACAGCAACGAACGCCCUUUCAAGUGUGCGGUUUGCGAGAAAAGCUUUAAGCACCGCUCCCACUUGGUGCGUCACAUGUACGUGCACUCCGGUGAGCACUUAUUCAAAUGCAACUUAUGCGAGCUGCACUUCAAAGAGUCGUCAGAGCUCCUUCACCAUCCCUGCCACCCGCAGGGUUCCCGCCCCUUCCGCUGCGCCACUUGCGGAAAGGGUUUCAAGCGACCCUCAGACCUCCGCCAACACGAGCGCACACACUCAGAGGAGCGUCCUUUUCACUGUGACGAGUGUCAGAUGAGCUUCAAACAGCAGUACGCCCUAGUGCGGCACCGCCGUACACACAAAGACCCGGGCGAUAGACCGUUCAAAUGCAAUUUAUGUGACAUGGGCUUCAUGCAACCGUCGCACCUCCUCUACCACCAGCACGUACACGGCAUGGACAACCUGUUCAAGUGUGCCUCAUGCCAGAAGGAGUUCAGUCAAUCAGGAGAGCUGCUCAGGCACAAAUGUGGAGAGUCGCCAAACACUGCACCAGACAAGCCGUACAAGUGUGACGUCUGCGGCAAGGGCUACAAGAAGAGUUCCACGUUACAGCGGCAUCAAAACUCUCACUGCCAAGAAAAGCCCCUCAAGUGCUCCCUUUGUGAUCGUCGCUUCCUCUCCUCGUCCGAAUUCGUCCAGCAUCGCUGCGACCCAUCCCGGGAAAAGCCACUUCAAUGUCCUGACUGUGAGAAGCGCUUCAAAUACUCCUCAGACCUCAACAGACAUCUACGUGUGCACACAGGCGAGAAGCCAUACAAGUGUGACCAUUGCAACAAGUGCUUCAAACAGCGCGAACAUAUGACCAAACACCAGAGCACGCACUCGAGGGAAGGACAGUUUAAGUGUGUGUGGUGUGGCGAGCGUUUCAGCGACUUGGGCUCUUUACAGGAUCACACAGUGCAGCACACGGCUGAUGGAGGUGACUACCCAGUGCCCCAUUGCAUCUAAUUCAAUCCUUGAACUGAAUUUCUCAACUUAUUAUUCCACACAGUCCCGCCUCCACCAAGCAGUACAGUUCAAGUUUAGUGCGGUACAAAGUAUUUUUGUGUGUUUGGCUACCAAAAGAAUGCGUUUGUAGGGAUAGGCCUGUCGACAAAAACACUUUAUGUGUGACAACAAGAAUGGAAUGGGAAGAACUCAAGCACACCAUCUGUCAAAUAAAGCCAUGUUCUCACCAACAUAUCACAUCAGUUUGGAUAAUGUAGACCCUGAGCAGGCAUGUGCUUCUACCACAGAGUGGAUAGCUGCAUCAGCUACAUAAAUAGUGUGACGCAUACCAGGGUCACAGUGUGCAAUUCAGCAAUUAACGGUUCUGAACCAUAAUUCUGUCAUAAUCCACGGUACAGUGGAACCCGUUUCAACCCCUUCUAAGUCGACAAACUCAUUAAGUCCUGGUCCACCGUGUUCUUGUUCCUAAAAGGAUGACCGACCAAAAUAAAAGUGGCUACUUAAGCUGACGUUGACAUGCAUGGUCGACAAAAUAUGAGACUCAAAGAAAAAUCGGUCCAUUUAUGUUGACAUGUUGAAUUGUUGUAAUGUUAGUUAAUUGUUGACUUCAUCAUUAUCGCAUAACCAUAGAUUUGUGGUUAUGUCAAAAUCUUUAAAAAAACAAACUAACAAGCAGGAAAAGAACUGGCAAUUAGUCUUUGCUUUGGCCUAGGACCAAAGGUCCUUUCUUCUUUCGCAGCAAACGUUCUUUCGUUCCUUUUUCCGCAACUAACAAUGCACCUGUUUGCACCAAUGGAGAAAAAUCUGUGUCAACAAACUGCCGUUGGUUAAAAAGUCCUUUAUUGUUGCCCAUUCUCCUUAGGCCUGGUGAAAGUCCCAAGUAAAUGUGCAGGCACCGGUUAUUUUCACUUAUUUUCACCAUUCAUGUCGACUGAAACAGGUUCCACUGUAUUUUUAAACAUUUGCCAUUCACUUCAUUCCAUUGUAACAUGUUUGAAUGUGUCGAAUUCUCUGUUGACAAAUCAACAGUACAUGCACUAAAAAAACAAUACAUUUUUGCAUGAAUUCAGUCAAAACCAGCCUUUUAAAACGUGUGUAAACACCUUAAUUAGAAUGCUUUAAUCUUUUUAAAGGUCGGAUUAACACACAUAGACUAUUCUAUCGGAAAGCAGAUCCCUCUCACAUGUAUACACUUUCAUUGAUCGAUCAUUGGAGCGGGCUUUCUGCGCGUGCACCAGUCUCCUUAGAGGACUAAUGGUUUAGGUUAUUUCAAAUAUACAUACACUAUUAGGUUGAAGGACAUUGCAUAUUUACAGUUUUACAAUUCAACAUGUCUGAAGUAGGAGGUAGGACGAAGCACAAAGAAGACUAAGCCGAAGAAGCCAGAAAAUGAAGUAAGUUUAUAUAUAUAUUGAAAGUGCAUGGAUAGAAAAAAAAACACCCUACAUGUUUCAUAAGUAGCAGAACAUCCUAGAAGAAGCCAGUUUUAAAGCGUUACAGGACGCCUGAGUACAUCCCCCGCUGGGUAGAAACAUGGUGUGUCUAGCUCCGUCACCCCAAUUAGAGAUGACCAAAAUUAUCACGAUUAUCAAUAUUAUGACAGUAUGGAUCAGAUUUGCUGAAAAUAUGCACGCACCUCAAGCAUAGUCCACUUUAUAGUGCAAAAAUAUUAUUUUAUGUCACUGAACUUAACCAUACCACUCGGUGGAAACUGAACUGUAUUGCUUGGUGGGGUGCCCUUUUACUUAACUCAAUGUUCACCAUAUUUGCAACAAGUCUUUUUGGUUUGCUAACCUUUAAAACUCGAUGUAGUGUCAUUUUGUAAAGUUUCCACCUCUUAUUCUCUGCUUUUAUAAGCUCUUUUGCCACCUGAAAGUAACACAGCAGCUCCAUCCACUUAACUGCCACUGGUGCCAUAAUGGAGGUUAAUCCAGACCAGGGGUCACCAACGUGGUGCCCGCGGCCACCAGGUAGCCCCCCACGACCGCAUGAGGCACCCGCAAGCCUGCUUUUCAUUCAGGUUUUCAGUUAAUAAUGUGAGAACACUAGAAAGAAAAGUAUUCUGAAACAUAAAAUGUGAGUUGUGGGGGGCCACACCCCCCCUUUUGAAAAAAGCUAGAUCCGCCCCUGCCAGCAUGAAACCUAAAAUGUGAGUUGUGGAUACCAGCAUUUUGUGAAUGUUUUGGUAAAACAAGCAUAUUUGAUCUGUUUGGGUUGAAAUAAGGUAUGAAAAUCAUUUCUACAAAAAUGAGUAGCUCGUGGCCAUUUUCAUUUUCUAAAAGUAGCUCUCGCAAGAAAAAAUGUUGGUGACCCCUGAUCCAGACAAUAUUAGCAGCCGUGUAAGUAAAACAAAUAAAACGCACUUAAUGGCCAAAAUAAGGGGAAGCAAGACUUUAAUAAAUUAUUAAGAAGGGAGCAAUUUAUGGAAUAAUUAAUUUAGUUCCUUUCGCCGCCUUGUUUUUCCUCAAAUAUACACUAUCACCCAUCUGUUUUAACACAAAUGACUUUAUAUUCUUUGUUUUUUGUUCCUUGCAAAUGAAAGACCAACAAAGCCCUAAAAGAAGAUGCCUCUUUGUUUUUUAAUAGAUAACAGAAAGGUGUAAGAAUAUUCACGUGACUGUAUAACAGUAAACAAUCUAGUAUAAAAUAUACAAUACAUGAUAAGAAUAUAUGUUUAUCAUUUAACAAUACAGGUCAAAGCACUUUAGUGGAUAGCCAGCAAAGACCAAAGCAGUUAAUUGCUGUACAAAGUUUUUGCAUGUUUUAAAUUGUGUUAAGUGAUUGUACUUGCAGUUCGCCAUCAAGUCAUACUAAAUUAUAAGGCAUAGAAAUAAAUACAAUUGUUAAUGUCAGAGGGCCUGCACUAAACAACAAAACGGGCCGUACUUUACCCACCACUGCUCUUGGGAAACUGUUCCGUGUGUGUUUUCUCCCGAAAAUACUCGUCAAACACUCCUCUCCCUGAGUAUUACGUGUACAACGCUUCCAUCAGAGGUCUUUGCUGUACAUACUGGAUGUGUACGUGACUUGUUUACUUGUCAGAAUGUGUCUUUCUUAAAGAAAAUGUAGCAGACAGUGUUUUGUAUUCUUGCUACUUUUUACCUGGUGAAACUUUUUUCAAUUUUAUGUCCGUGUGGGCCAUGUAGCGAUUGCAUCAUGCUGACGGUAAAGAGAAACAUGUCUUCUUAGCGCAUGAAUGGAAGCUAUUUAGGUCAAACGAGGAAACGCAGGCUGACGAAGGGUUUGUCAACAAUGUUUGGGCAAAUCGGCAUCUUUUAACAAAUGUUGUAGCCCUGGGCUGUCAUAGAGGUGUUUUUGCACCUGCACUUUGACUUCAAAUUUCUGUCCUUAUUAGUAGGUCUGGUGUUGUCUGUCAUGCUAUAUUCCAUUCGUAGCAGUCUCCAUUACUUCUAUUAAACUGACAAGAUCCCCAUGUUCUUCCCUUCCCAAAUUGCUCCCGAUUAGCAGUUUGUGUGCAGUAUUAAAACAGUAUUUUUUAUUUUGAAUUGUCUGUUGAAGCGGAAAAAAGUAGCUCCUCUGCCUUUUUAAUCAUGCAUCAUCAUCAUCAUUCGCUGGCAUCACAAAACUAUGAGAUAUUACAAUAAGGAUUUUAUUGUUUCCCAUCGAUUUGUAUUCAUAAUUUCAAUCUUUAAAAAGAGAGACAUGGGUUGGCUAAAAUCCCAUCACGGUUAAUUGGUUCCACCGUGAUAAGUGAAUUUCUGCAAAGUAGGAUUACUUAUUUACAAAUCAAAUACUUGUGUAGUUAGAGCAUAGAAAACCAGUUUUACGACCUAAGUACGGAUUUUUAACAUUAUUAGAGCCCUAUAGACAUGAAAUAUCACAUCUUUACACACUUAUUACCCAAUAUAGUAAACCUAAAAACAGAAAAUAAGCCAUUUAAGACAUAUAUAAGAUCUGAUGCUCGUGCGUGUUGCAAUAAAUGUGUGGGGGACAGGAAGUUAAGGCGAGGGCUCAGAGUUGAGUUUUAGCUUGGAGUAGAUUACAGCCGCAACCGUAGCCCAUGUUAUUAUGAUUAUUAUGUUAUUAUUAUUGUGCCUGUUGUGAGAUCAUUCAAACCUGCAAUAAAAGCCUGUUGUUCCAGCAAUCAAAUCCGAUGCUUGUGUGCCUCACUGAACAUUACAGUAACAUUACUGACACCUAGUGACCAGUGUAGAAUACUACAUACCAAUGUGUCACAAUGUGUUUUCUGAAUAUUUGUAUUUUAGUUCAUUUAGUCAAUUGUAUCCUUGGAAAUGCUUCAUUAAGGCAAAAGUACAUCAAAUUUGCUUCAAUAUGCAUGGCGUAUUCAACCAGAAAGUGCAUGAUUUAUUAAUAUAUUUUUGAAAAACGGUGAUAGAGUGAAGUCGCGAAUAGCAUUUAAAGCAAAAUAGCAUUUAAAGCUAAAGAGUCGUUACUGAUGGGGUUGUUGUAGUUGUUUAUAAACAAACAUGCAGCACAUAAACAAAUGUAACAUCUUGAUAUUCAUUUGGGAGGUCAUAUCAGGUACAUGCACAAAUGUCAGCAGGGGUGUCCUGGGACAACAAUUUGGACUUUUUGCUCCUGACUGGUCCACUACAAUCCUGGUUGCUGUGGGUCGCGGUUGUUGUGUCCCUGGGCAAGACCCUUCACCAACCUUGCCUCCAGGGCUACCCACACCAGUGUAGAAAUGUUUGGUGGUGGUGGUGCGAAUUGUCAGUCUACUCCAGGGCAGCUGUGACUACAGAUGUACCCUACCGGUCAAAAGUUUCCGAACACUCCAAUUUCUCUGGAGGAAAAACCUACAUUUUUAGGUGUUAAGAUGGUCUGUCUCUCUUCCAUUGUUUAUUCCCUUUUUUCUUUUUCUAGCAACAAAAUACUUUCUCCAGUACAAUGAUGUUCAACUGAUGUUCACGAGGGUAUAGUACCCCAGUGUCUUCCGAACACUGUUUUUAUGCAGACAGAGGAGGUAAUAAGUACUCCUGUACAGUAAGUACAUCUGUGCUAAUUGCAUGCUACGCCACCACCAG
Molecule: messenger RNA, 7319 nt
Organism: Dunckerocampus dactyliophorus (ringed pipefish)
Lineage: Eukaryota; Metazoa; Chordata; Actinopteri; Syngnathiformes; Syngnathidae
Gene: znf319b
Product: zinc finger protein 319b
Exons: 3
Coding region: 472-2313 (613 amino acids)
Source: RefSeq, a predicted model, not a curated record